AUGAAGGCAACGGAGGAGGCUCCCCGGGACAAGGCUGAGGGUAAUGGACUCCAAGCGGCCGAAAGCAAAGAAACUGCAGCUGAUGAAGCCAAGGAAGAAAGCCAGGAGAAAAUAACUACGACGAUUGAGUCGAAAGUAACAACUGAAAUUGAGCUGAAGGAGGCCAAGGAGAACGAGCCGAAAGACGUUGAGGUUCUUGUAACGAAGGAAAUCAAAGAAACAACUGAGAUCAAAGAGUCAGGAACAGAUGUCGAGAUUCUUGUGACAAAAGAAUCAACUGAAACCAAACAAUCGGGAACAAAUGUUGAGGUAACAAAGGAGGUCACCCUAACAAAGGAGUCAACUGAAAUCAUUGAAUUGGGAACAAAGGAGGUAAAGCAACCUCUGUUGAAAAAAAGGCCAGCAGAAGAUGUUGAUGAUGCGCCAGAGGCGAAGAAGCCAAAAGAGCGUAAAUUGAAAUUUGAAUCGACAUAUCUACGAUCUAUACCCUCGGCUAGUCAAUAUGAGAAGUCUUUCAUGCAUCGCGAUAUCAUCACACAUGUCCUUGCUACCGAAACGGAUUUUAUCAUAACUGCUAGCAUCGAUGGUCAUCUGAAAUUUUGGAAGAAAAAGUAUGCAGAAGGUGUGGAGUUUGUAAAACAUUUCCGAUGUCAUUUAGCUUCUUUUUCUCACCUUUGUGUGAACUUCAACGGUACACUGCUUGCAACUGUCUGCCAGCAGGACAAACAC
Molecule: messenger RNA, 729 nt
Organism: Cylicostephanus goldi
Lineage: Eukaryota; Metazoa; Nematoda; Chromadorea; Rhabditida; Strongylidae
Source: the annotation of a GenBank genome assembly